Molecule: messenger RNA, 15363 nt
Organism: Penicillium argentinense
Lineage: Eukaryota; Fungi; Ascomycota; Eurotiomycetes; Eurotiales; Aspergillaceae
Exons: 8
Coding region: 1-15363 (5120 amino acids)
Biological process (GO): amino acid activation for nonribosomal peptide biosynthetic process; secondary metabolite biosynthetic process
Cellular component (GO): cytoplasm
Molecular function (GO): catalytic activity; phosphopantetheine binding
Source: RefSeq, a predicted model, not a curated record
AUGGAUCGUCUCACCCAAUUCCCCGUCCUCGACGGCGACAAGGGCGCUGCCCGCGCUAUAGUUCACGAUGUGGAUACUGUGCAUUUUCCAAAUGAGCUCGCCGCCGUGUCUUGGGCCCUGUUGUUGAGUUCGUGCACUACCGAGCAAUCUCCGGUCUUUUUAUUCAACGAUGCACCUGUCCAGGCAGAUCUAUUUGCUCGCACUGUACAGCCUGUGACUCCCAGUACGACCAGAACGGACGAGACGUUGGCCCAGGAAGAUCCCAAGCGUGCUUUAAGCAACAAUUACACCGCUGUGGUCGUCGAAGAGUCAAUAUUCCCAGACCACCUUUCCAACGAAUCCUCUCCGACAUCUUCUUCUCCUUCUCCUUCUCCUCCUUCGUCAAUUACCUCCACCUUGUCCUCGACUGCCGCUCUGUCGUGGACUAUCAACCGCAAGACCCAAAUGAGCGUGCUCAAUUCCACCACAGGCAUGGAUGCGACGGCCUUGCAACGACUGAGCAGUCAGCUGAAACAGAUCGUGCAAGAGCAGGUCACCCAGUCUGGCAUGCGGGCAGAACUGCCUGCCACCGAGCUACCUGCCAUGUCGAUUUCCAACCCUUCUCCUGCGGUACUGCCAGGGCCGCAGCUUCUCCACGAGCUCGCCUUGAGCGGCUCCCACGACGCCAACAAUGCCAUCGAAUUCCUGGCUGCGGAUGGAAACACCCGGUGUUUGUCGUAUCACGCUUUGGACCAGCUGUCAUCAAGGCUAGCGGCAGAAAUUGUCCAAGCAUCCGCCGCAACUGGGAACGAUGGGCGGAGAUUAGUGGUUCCUGUGCUUCUUCCCCAAUCUCUCGAGCUGUACAUCGCCUGGCUGGGUAUUCUCAAAGCCGGCGGAGCAUUCUGUCCCCUAAACACCGACGCACCACCCGAUAGGAUAGAGUUUAUCCUGCAGGACGUUGCUGCAUCGGUGGUAGUAACACAAAACAGUCUGGCGGCUCGAGUGCCCCAGAGUGACACGUUGACAGCGAUCAAUGUGGAGGACGUUGUGAACCAGGUGGUCACGUCGGAUAUUUCCUCACCGGCGGUGACGGUGUCGCCGGCCGAUCUGGCCUAUGUGAUGUACACCUCUGGCUCGACCGGCCGCCCUAAAGGUGUGGGCAUUUCCCAUCUGGCUGCCACCCAAUCCUUGCUGGCGCAUAAUGACUUGAUACCCCAUUUCAAUCGAUUUUUGCAAUUUGCUUCGCCCACAUUUGACGUAGAGCAGAUGUUGCUGGACAUUUCCCGUGUCAUGACCGAAAUGCGAGUCGAUGCGGCCGAGUUGACUCCGACAGUAGCAGGAGAGCUUCUGCGCACGAGAGCCGCCGCGCCCUGUCUUCGCGUUCUUCUCACAAUUGGCGAGAUGCUCACCAAGCACGUUGUGGAAGAGUUCGGUCAGUCCGAGAGCUCAGACGGUAUUCUGCAUGGCAUGUAUGGACCGACGGAGGCUGCAAUUCAUUGUACCGCAGCUACGCACUUUAAUGCGAGCUCCGCCGUGAAUUUGAUCGGACAGCCGUUCAAAACUGUGUCUGCGUUCAUCAUGUCCCUAGAGUCAGACGAUAAAUCGGCUCCAUCCGAACUGCAGACUCUCCCGAUAGGCCAAAUCGGCGAGCUUGUGGUGGGUGGACCACAGCUUGCAGAUGGAUAUAUCAAUCGACCAGAGGAGAAUGCCAAGGCCUUUAUUGACCAUCCCAUCUACGGUAGGCUUUAUCGGACCGGCGACAAGGCGCGAAUGUCAGCCAAUGGUGACAUUGAGUGCUUUGGCCGAAUUUCCAGUGGCCAAGUCAAGCUUCGUGGUCAGCGGAUCGAGCUCGGUGAAAUCGAGAAUGUCAUCUGCAAAUCGGCUAGUGUGCGAAGUGCCGUGGUCAUUGUCAGCGGCGGCAGCCUGGCUGCGUAUGUCUUGCUCAACGACAAAGGUGCAACUGAUCGCGAACUGCGGGACACCUGUCGACAGUGGCUGCCUCGAUUUAUGGUUCCCGGAGAGUUCAUCAUUCUCGACCAAUUUCCUCAGCUACCUUCGGGCAAGAUUGAUCGCAAGGGUCUCGAAGCCGACUUUGUCCGUCGUCGGAAUGUUGCACAAUCUAUGGACCAGCAGGCAUUCCGGGAUGAGAUUGAGGAGACAAUUGCGUCUUGUGUUUCUGAUGUGCUCGGCAAAAAGGUUCCAGCCACCGACUCUUUGGUGUCUGCUGGCCUGGAUUCUCUGGCUGCUAUCCGGCUUGCCUCUCAUCUGUUGGAUGCAGGAAUCCGCCUUGAUGUGGCGCGCAUUCUAGAAUCAGAUUGCGUGGAUGGAAUCUGGCAUCUUGCGAAAGAACUGGAGGCGAGCGAGUCGACAGAAGACACGCAAACUGGCCUUGACAGAAUUCGUCAACUCGUCGCCGACGCUGGUGCAGCAAGGAUUGAGGCACUUGGCCUGACUGCGCAGACUAGCGAGAUUCAGCCGUGCAACCAUAUUCAGCAAGCGAUGAUUCUGGAAACCGCCCGUGACACCAAAGCCUACUCAAAUUGGAUCGAGCUGGAAUUUCAGCAGUCGGUCACAUCUUCUGCUGCCCACGGCUCUUUCGCCCAGAUUUUCCAUGACAAUGCCUUGUUGCGAUCAGGUUUUGUGGAAAUCGGUCUCAAAGACAAUUCCUACGCCAUGUUUACAUGGAAUGAGCUUGAUAACCGGAUGAUUCAAACCUCGGAGGUGUUUGACUACGAUGUCUCCUUGAUAUCGGAUCAUGAUCUGCUUUAUCCCGUGCGGGUACAGCUGAAGGAGAUGGAUGGUGGUGUCCGAGCCCUGGUACAUAUCCAUCAUGCCUUGUAUGAUGGGUGGUCCUGGCAGCUGAUCCUCAAAGAUCUGCAACGCAUUUUGGUUGGCGAGGAGAUUCCUCCAAAACCCGCAUACAAUGUGGUCACAGACUUCUUCAUUGAGUACAAGCUCAGUGAGUCUGCGAAUGAGUCCUCGCGCUUUUGGCGUGACCAGCUCCAAGGAUCCUCCGCUCUAUCGUUCCCGAGCUUUCAUAGCAAGACAAACGUCCCUUCAAGCACAAAGGAGGCUAGUCGAGUUUUGGAUGUCUCUCUGCCCAAGCUCAAUGAUCUUUCGCAAAGCUUGCGGGUCAGCCGACAGACCGUUUUCCAGGCUGCUUUUUGCUAUAUCCUUUCAACCUACCUUGGUUCGGAUGAUGUUAUUAUUGGUACUGUAUUUUCUGGUCGUACACUGCCAGUGAAGGGCAUAGAAUCGGUUCUUGGACCAUGCAUUCGAACGCUCCCAACACGCGUGAACCUUGACAAGAUGCAAAAUGUCACCGAUCUCAUGCUGGCGAUUCAGAACAUGAACCGAAAGUCCCUCGAGCAUGGAAGUCUGCCUCUUCAGGAUAUCAAGAAGGCAUCUGGAAUCGAUCCGCAGCGAAGUCUCUUUGAUACAGCCCUUGUGUGGCAGGAGAGCAUUUACUCUGACGAUCAGCACGCCUUGUUCAGUGAAGUCGGUGCUGCAGAGUUCCUCGAGUUCGCAUUCUUGCUGGAUUUCGAGCCAAGAGAGGACAACAUUCGAGCCAAAAUGACAUACCAAGAGUCAAUUUUACCUCAUGAGCAGGUACAAAUUCUCUUGGAGCAGAUUGACUCUGUUGCUUCUGUUCUCAUUGACAAUCCCACAUUAUCGAUCAACGAGAUUGCCUCUUCUCUGCCUUCUUCAAGACUAUCAGUUCUCAAUGCAGACUUUGAGACACGUACCGAUCUCCCAAGUCUUGUGUCGGGCGUCGAGUCACUUGCGUUGGUUGAUCCCACUCGAACAGCUAUUGAAAUCUUGCCACAAAGGGAAUAUAGUACCGAACUCAGACACGUUGAGUGCAUUUCUUACGGCCAGUUGCAAUAUCGGUCCACCCGGAUAGCCCACUAUCUCCUGCAAGUGGGAGUCAAGAACGGCGACUUGGUAGCAAUCUUCCUCGACAAGUCCAUGAACUCUUUCAUUUCCAUUCUCGCACUCGCCAAGAUUGGAGCUGGUCUUCUACCCUUGGCUCAUGAUUGCUCUUUGCAAUCCACGAAGUCUAUUCUCGCCUCUGCGAAGGCACGAUUCUGUAUCGUCAAUCCAUCGGCAUCCACCAUAACCAGCGAGCUGACCGCGCUGGAAACAAUCUCGCACAUUCUCCUUCCCGACUCUCUUGACAGCUUUGAAGAGACCGCUCCUCUCACAAAAAAUGACGGGUUCCAUAUUACUUGCUCGGAAACCCUGUCAUCCAGUAAUGGCCUGAUGGAUCACGCUACCUUUUCUUCCUACAAUCUGCAAAGCCAUCUUGAUGCCCUUGCGGAUUAUUAUCCUGCCUCGGUGGGAUCAAAGUUAAUGCAUACGUCGUCCCUUACAUCUAUUGGCUUUUUCGUCGAUUUGUUUUUCGCAUGGCAUGCAGGAAUAACUUUCUGUUCUGCAUUUGAUGAUUUGAAAGAGAGCAAUAUCCAGCAUAUCGUCAACUCGAUGAGCGUAACGCAUUUGCAUUUGACGCCUUCAUUGGCAUCGCAUUUGGCCCCUGAGGACGUGUCGACGGUCCGCCAUCUUCUCACCUCUGGUGAGCCGUUGAAGGCAAAGGUGCAUCGUGAUUGGGCUGGAAAGGGUAUUUCUCAAGGCUUCAGUUCAGAAGGACUGUCUGGUGUGGCUACCAUAUACACUAAUCUCGACGAGAAUGUUACCUGCUCGAGCAUUGGUGCACCAUUGAAGAACACUUCGGCUAUGAUCAUAGCAGAGAAGAUUAAAUUCGAAUUGCUUCCGCGCGGUGCGAUUGGAGAGAUCUGUUUCGGUGGAACUCAAGUUGGACAUGAUUCUCAUCCAGCCAGUGUGAGCGCAGGGUUUAUUGAUCACCCUAAGUUCGGUCCUCUGUACAGGACCGGUGUUAUAGGUAGGAUAUUUCCGGAUGGAGGUAUUUCUCUGCUCCCUCAUUUCAAGAUUUCUGGGGAAUAUGUUGCCGUUGACGAGAUUGAUCGCGCGCUUCUAUUGUCGGAGAUGGUUCAAGAUUCCACCACCGUUGUACUGAACAACCCUAUCACUAACCAACAGCAACUGGCGACUGUCUGGGUCCCUUCAAAGGCUGCCAAAAAUUCGGCAGUCUCAGGGGAGCUCGAAGACAUCGUCAGGGAUCUGUUCCAUGAACUUACCACAAAGCUCCCAACUUCCUCAGUCCCAUCUCUUCUUGUCCCGAUGGAUACGAUUCCCAUGUCCAAAUCCUACAUAAGAGACCACGCACGGAUUCAAGAAGAGAUUCAAAACAUGGGCCCAGAGAGACUUGCAGCUUUCUCACUUCAACUCACCGGUGAUGACUCUGAUGCUGCUCUGAAUGAAGUUGAGCAGCGCAUUGCCGGUGCGUUGUCCGCAGUGACUGGCGCCGAUCAACAGAGCAUUCACAAACACACGUCAUUCUACAAACUCGGUCUGGACUCUUUGUCUGCGAUUUCAUUGUCACGCAAGCUACAGGAAUCUGGCUUCGGCAGACUUCCAGUAUCGACCAUUCUCCAACGCAGCUCUGUUGCGCAGCUGGCGACAGUCACUACACUCCUGACAAAUGGACAUGUGUCUUAUCAACCCACCGAGCCAGAAGAGCCCAGCUCCGUGUUUGACGAACAAUUCCUUCGCGAAGUAAAUGACGAGUUCAAGGCUGGCAAUGCAUCUGUCCAUAGAGUCUACCCUUGCACGCCUCUGCAGGAAGCAAUGCUAGCAGCCAAAUCCGACGCCGACUCCGCAUACUUCAAUCAUUUACUUCUGCGCGUGAACACGAGCAUGGAUGCGUUGAAAUCGGCCUGGGAUCAGAUGCUACAAAGACAUGAUAUCCUCAGAACUUGCUUCAAGCCAACUACCGAUAAGCAGUUUGCUUAUGCACAAGUGGUACUGGACAGUGCAUCUUUGCCCUGGGAUGCCGUUGAAGUCUCUUCUCAAGGAAUUGAUUAUGAUGUUGAGAAGAGAAAGUUGGAGUUUGAAGUCCGAUCUCCUGUCGAUGGUACACUCCCGUACUCACUGACAGCAUACACAAAUCCUGCCAUUGGUGCGACUCAUCUAUUGCUGUCAAUUCAUCACGCACUGUAUGAUGGAGAAGGAAUUGCGCAGUUGUUGCAUGAACUUCAGACUUUGCUCGCUGGCCAAGGUCUGCCAGAAUCAACGUCAUUCCAUCGAUUCAUCGACUACAUGCUGUCUGUUAGCACUGAUACAUCCAACAAAUACUGGGACCGAUACUUGUCUGGUGUGUCGCCUAGCUUACUAUCCACCCCUGAACUCAAGGAGUCAGUGGAUCAGUCGGCUUCGCAACAAAUCCAAGUCAACCUGAAUGGAUCCUUUGCUUCAUUCAAACACCAGUGCCAAGAUCUUUCCGUGACCCCGUUGAACGUUUUCCAUGCAGCAUGGGCAAGACUUCUGUCUUUCUAUGCCGAUUCACCGGAUGUCUGUUUCGGUAAUGUCUACAGUUGUCGAACCAUUCCCCUCGAAGGAGCCGAUCGGAUCGUCGGCCCCUGCUUCAACACACUUCCGAUGAGAGUGAAAUUCUCCUCGACCUCAACCAAUGACGACAUUAUGAAGCUAUCCCAGAAGCACAAUAGCGAUAUCCUGCCCCAUCAACUCACUCCUUUGCGUCAGAUCCAGAAACGCGUGCUUAAUGGAGGGUCCAGACUUUUUGAUACACUGGUCAUCCUCCAAACUAGAGGUACUGAGCUCGAUCCGCAAUAUUGGGAGCUUCUUUCGGAUGAGGGCAACAUGGGAUUCCCUUUGAUUUGCGAAGUCAUUCCCGAUGAGCUACAUGACACCAUUCAGAUUUGCCUUCAUUUCCAGUCGUCGCAUUUGGAUCGUGCCGAUGCAGAACGACUUGCACAGGACUUUGUUGCUCUUGUUGAGCAUACGACUCAAUACCCUUCUUCGCAGGCUUCUGAUAAGAAGGCUAUCAGUGAGAAGACUCCGCAGGUGUUUGAGAGGAAGCCGCUGGUCAAUGGUACUCUUGGAGCUUCAACGAUCCCGCAGAAAGAUACUCGACCUUGGUCAUAUCAAGAAGAAGCGCUUCGCGACAUUCUAUGCCAAUUCUCUAAUGUUGAGCCGGAGGCUGUAUCUUUGCACACGACAAUCUUCCAACUUGGUCUGGAUAGUAUCAAUGCUGUUCAAAUCUCCGGGAAAAUGCGCAGACUCGGCUACAAGAUAUCGGCAGGUGAUAUUCUCGAGGCUGCUUCCAUUGAUAAAAUCGCCUUGCUUCUUGAUACUAGCGAGAAGAACGCCAAGGAAGAAGACUUCGACUUUUCUGCCUUUGAGAACCAACAUUUGCCAUCUGUCUGCAAGCAACUGGGAAUUUCAUCCGAAGAAGUGCAAUCCCUGCGACCCUGUACUCCAGUGCAGAAUGGAAUGCUUGCGCUCUUCGCUCAUUCCAGCGGCAGCAUGUACUUCAACCGGAUGGCUCUGAAGUCAACCGUGCCAUUAGACCGGGGUCUUCUCAAGGAAGCAUGGUCGACAGUGAUGUCUCAACAUGAGAUGCUGCGCACUGGCUUUAUUCAACUACACGAUCAGCAACACCCUUUUGCUAUGAUCACCUACCAGCCAGGCAUUGAGCUUCCUUGGUACGAAGUAUCGGAAUCUGCCGUGGAGAGCCCCAGUAUCCAGGAGAAGAGAAUUUUCGAAAACUUCCAUCGGCCUCCCUGGGAAGUCAUCGUUGAAUCUGCAGAUAAGAUCACCACGGUUCAUUUCUCGGCGCUUCAUGCCAUUUAUGAUGCCCAGUCCUUGGGAUCGCUUUUCUCGGACGUCAUGUCAGCAUAUGAAGGAAAGGCUCUCGCUCAGCCUUCUUCUAUCUCUGCAACUCUGGGACCUAUCCUAGUUGAAAGCCAGAAACAAAGAGAAACAUCGCAGGAAUUCUGGCAAGGACUAGCUCCCGAAGUUCACCCGACCAAGGUUCCAGACUUGAAUCCCAUCCGAACCGAGAAGAAAGAAUUGCUUGAAAGCUCCAUUCGUUGUUCAGAGUCCCUUGCUACCCUUGAGGAUUCCUGCAGGGAACUCGGUGUUACCCUGCAGGCUGCUGGACAAGUCGCGUGGGCGAGAUUGCUCUCGGCAUAUACCGGGGAGCAGAAUGUUGUUUUUGGAACUGUUCUCUCUGGUCGUAAUCUCUCCACGGCUGCCCAGGAUGCGAUUUUUCCGUGUCUGGUUACUGUGCCUUCCCCUCAUCAAAUCGGAGGAACAAAUCGCGAGCUGCUUGAACGCACGCUCAAGAGGAAUGCAAGCUUGGUGAAGCACCAGUUCACUCCGUUGGCGCAAAUUCAGCGAUGGCUUGGCAGCGAUGAGCCUCUCUUCGAUACACUUUUUGUGUAUCAGAAGUUCAGUUCAAAUUUGACGGAUACCCGCUCCUGGGAGGUUACUGAUGAAGAUACAAGGAUUGAUUACCCCAUGUCGAUCGAGCUGGUUCCACACUUGACGGAGCUUGAAAUUCGAAUCAGCUACCGGAGUGAUAUUGUCCCCGAAAACCAAGCCAAGAUUCUUCUAGAGCAGUACAACCAACUGCUGAAGCAGACUGUCUUCUCACCUGACACCAGUUCCGACGAUUAUCUUUCCCUUGGAAACCAGCUUCUGUCCGUCACACCUGCUAAGGAGAAAUCGAUCCCUACCUCAGUCUCUCUACUGCAUCAAUUUGUCGAAGAAAAUGCCCAAAGGGUUCCAGAAAAGCCUGCUCUCGAGUUCGCAUCUGGCACCAGCAUCGAUAACCUACACAGAAAAGUCUGGACCUAUUGCGAAUUCAAUGAGGAUGGCAAUCGUGUCGCACAUUUCCUGCAAGAAAAAGGCGUCACAACAGGCGCUAUGGUUGCUAUUUGCUUUGACAAGUGUCCAGAAGCCUCCAUUGCCAUAUUGGGUAUCCUGAAGGCUGGAUGUGCAUACGUUGCCAUCGACCCCUCGGCUCCUAUUUCUCGAAAGCAAUUUAUUUUGGGAGAUUCCAAUUCCAAGCUGUUGCUUUGCAACUCUGCGAGGAAGGCUGAUCUUAUGGAGCUCUCGGGUGUUGAUGUCCAGGUUCUUGAUGAGCCAGGGCUGUUUGGUCAUUAUUCCCCAGAGCAGCCCUCCCUUUCACGAGAGAUUCAACCUGAUGAUACAUGCUAUUGCUUGUAUACUUCUGGUACCACCGGAACACCGAAGGGCUGCGAGCUCACUCAUGACAAUGCAGUGCAGGCCAUGCUUGCGUUCCAGAGGCUCUUCUCCCCGCAUUGGGAUGAAGACUCGCGCUGGCUGCAGUUUGCCUCAUUCCACUUUGAUGUCAGUGUUCUUGAGCAAUACUGGAGCUGGAGCGUUGGUAUAUGUGUGACUUCAUGCCCUCGCGAUUUGCUCUUUGAAGAUUUGCCUGGGAUGAUUCAAAAGCUACAGAUUACACACAUCGAUUUGACUCCUAGUUUGGCUCGCUUGGUGCACCCUGAUGAAGUUCCUUCCCUGUGCCGAGGAGUGUUCAUCACCGGCGGAGAAGCUCUGAAGCAAGAAAUUCUCGAUGCUUGGGGCAAGCAUGGUGUCAUCUACAAUGGCUACGGUCCGACAGAAGUGACCAUCGGAUGCACGAUGCUUCCUCGGAUGCGUGCUAAUGAUAAACCCUCCAACAUUGGACCGCAAUUUGACAAUGUUGGAUCGUACGUUUUCCGCCCCAACUCUUCGACACCGGUUCUGCGUGGUGGUCUUGGUGAGCUCUGUGUAUCUGGACCCCUUGUUGGAAAAGGAUACUUGAAUCGCGCGGAACUUACGGAGGAGCGAUUCCAAACUCUGCCAGAAUGGGGAGAUCGCAUUUACCGAACCGGUGACUUGGUCCGAAUCCUGCACGAUGAUAGCUUCCAAUUCCUCGGUCGCAUCGAUGACCAGGUCAAGCUGCGAGGACAACGGCUUGAGAUUGGCGAAAUCAAUGAAGUCAUCAAGCAAUCUACAUCCGAGUUAAAUGAAGUGGCUACCCUGGUGAUCAAGCAUCCAAAGCAAUCAAAGGACCAGUUGGUAUCUUUCGUCACCAAGGUCGGCACAGACAAGAAGGCGAGCAAUGUGGAAGUUCGUUCAUCUGUCGAAGAUCGUGAAUUCUUGUCCACAAUCAAGUCUGCUUGCCAUACACAUAUGCCUGGGUACAUGGUGCCCACACACAUGGUCCCGAUGACUCGAUUCCCUCUUUCGGCAAACAAUAAAGCCGACAUGAAGGUUCUGAAGGCCAUCUAUCAAGACCUUUCUCUUGAAGACAUUCAGAAUUUGACCGCGAUGACUGUCGAUCAGACGGCCAAGAGCGCGCAAGAGGAGAAGAUCAUCUCGAUUCUGGCGACGUUCAUCGGGUCCAGCGAGUCAACAAUCUCGUCUUGGUCAAGUAUCUACGAGCUUGGACUUGACUCUAUCUCUGUUUUAUCGUUUGCGAGAAGUCUGAGAGAGGCUGGUUUCUCCCAAGCCCAGCCGUCCCUUAUCAUGAAGCACCCCACCGUUGCUGGAUUGGCGACGGCCUUGCAGGAAUCCAAGGCGCCCACUGUGUCUUAUAAAAAUCUUCAUAGACAUACAAAACAAGGCAUUGAAGCUUUUGCGCACCGAAAUUCUCACGCGAUCAUUGAGAGCAUUGGUGUGCUGGAGGGUGACGUCGAGCAGAUUGCCCCUUGCACACCCCUUCAAGAGGGUAUUAUAUAUCAUUUCCUAUCGAGCACCACGCCACUAUACUGCUCUUCUUUCACCUUCGAACUCCACGCUUCUGUCGACACGGAGAAGCUGCAAUCUGCUUGGCUCCAAGCGCAAACUCAAGUCCAAGUGCUCCGGGCUCGCUUCGCCCCAUCGCCAGACGGAUAUGCUCAGAUUGUGCUGAAGAAAAAUGCCCUCCCUUGGUUCCACAGGGAGGUAGAAUCAGACGAGGCUAUUGAAAGUUCCCGUCGACAGGAGCUGCAGCGAUGGAUUUCCGGGCUCGACAGUCUCAUGACCCAAUUGUGGGAAGUCGGACUGAUCGUUUCUCCCGAGAAGCGGGUGCUGUGUCUCAACAUUUUCCACGCUCUCUACGAUGGCAACAGUUUGAGGUUGCUACUCGAACUUGUGGCCCGCAUCUAUCUGAAUGAGAAGGCUUCUUCGAACCCACCCAAUUUCUUGGAUGUUCUUCAUCUAGGUCCUCUUUGCAAAGAUCCAUCCGAAAAAGAAUUCUGGAAAGAGCACCUUGCAAACUGCCAAAACAAGCCCCUACCCAAAUCAGACAGCGACAGCGACAGUACAAUCGUCCAGAAGAUUGAGAUUACAUCAACAGAGUCUCUUGAUCAUCUGAGAAGGUCUCUCAAUAUCACCGAGCAAGCAAUUCUCCACGCCUGUUGGCUUUUGACGCUUCACCGACAAUACUCAUUCGUGCCACCUCUGGGUAUCAUUGCCUCCGGUCGAACGAUUGAUGUGCCGGGCAUCGCUGAUGUCAUUGGUCCCCUGUUCAACACCAUUCCAAGCAAUGUGCAGCUGCAUGGCCUCAAAUCUUGGUUGGAAGUCGCAAAGAGAUGCCACGAAUACCACGCCUCAACCAUCCCAUUCCAAUAUACAGCCUUGAGAGAUAUUGUGAAAUGGCUUGGUAAAAAUCCCGACGAACGUCUCUUUGAGUCUCUCUUUGUUUUCCAGAGAGAUAAUGGGAAUGGCGAGUCACCGACCAGCAAGAUCUGGACCACUCUGGACUCCGAAGCUCAGCACGAGUAUCCAUUGGCAUUCGAAGUUGCUCGGAAUGGAAACGAGUCUCUGACAAUCACGCUGGCUGCAAAGACAAGUGUUUUGUCUUCGAACGCAGCGCAGGAAAUCCUCUCCCAAUUCCAGGAUGUCUUGUCUGAUUUCGCUCAGAACCCGGAGAAAGAGCUGCCUUACAUGAAUGGCAUAAUAGAAGAGACUCCUGUGCAGACCAACGACGUCACUGUCGAACAAGUAGAGUCUGCUCCUGUUGCCGAAAUAAAUGGAGACUCGCAUUUCAAUUGGACCCCCCAGGCCUGCACAAUUCGCGACAUCAUUGCGACUCUGGCAGGAGUGGAUGUGCAGUCUAUUUCUGCAGAGACUUCGAUCUUCGAGGUUGGACUUGACAGCAUCGACGCAAUCAAACUGUCAUCGCGACUAAGCAAAUCUGGUAUCAAACUCCCGGUUAGUGCCAUCAUGCGCCACCGCAAUGUGAAGGCCAUGACUGCACAAUUGGUGGUCGAAAAGCCCGUGGAGCAAAAUGGAACAUACCCUCUUCUUGGUCAAAUGGAAAAAGCCCUCACAGAGUUCCUUGAACGGGAGAAUCUUGUUCCCCAAGGUGCUUGUCAAAUUCUUCCAGCGACGCCAAUCCAGGAAGCUAUGAUGGCAGAGAUGUCUUCUUCGGAGUUGCAUCAUUACUACAAUCACGAAAUUCUACAGCUCGAGCCUAAUGUGGAUCUUCAGCGACUGCAGGAAGCAUGGAGAGCAGUCGUCAAAUCACACCCAAUUCUUCGUACUUCUUUCGUUGAAGUCUGGGAUCCCAAGAUUUCCGCUUCUUACGCCCAAGUCGUUCACAGUGAGGAUACAUUUGACUUCCAGUCUGUGGAGCUGCGUGGAAAGAACGUGGAAUCAAUCAUCGAGACUCAGCGCUUGAGAGCUAUCACUCAGCUCGGAAAGUCCCCACUUCUUACUCUGACCACAGCUAUCGAUGGCGAAAAUCGUUACUUGAUCCUAUCAAUUGCACACGCGCUCUACGAUGGCUGGUCGAUCAAUCUGCUUCACGAGGAUGUUUCCCGGUCCUACCGUGGUGAAGAUUGCGCUCGUCCGCGUUCCGAUUCUAUUUUGGAACAAAUUCUUGAAUCAUCCGGUGAUCGCUCGCUCAAAUUCUGGAGAGCGACACUCUCCAAUUGUUCACCGGUGUCAUUCCCUCCUGGCAAUCACGCUGAAGAGGGAUCAAAUGCGGUCCAUCGCGCAGAGAAACAACUUCCAGUCUCAGUUGAGAAGGCAGAGGCGUUUUGCAGACGCAACGGCAUUACUAUGCAGGCUCUGCUUGUCAGCUGCUGGUCGCUUGUUCUGGCCACCCAUGUCAAGAAGCUGGAUGUCAUUUUCGGUCUUGUUCUCUCCGGUCGCAAUGUUGCAGACUCCGAGAAUGUGAUGUUCCCCACAAUGAACACUGUCGCAAUGCGUGUCAUUUUGCAUGGCACUCGUCUGGAAUUGGUCAAAUAUGUCCAGGAGACCCUGCUCGAAAUGUCGGAGCACCAGCACUUCCCGCUGCGACGAGCAAGACCGAACACGCGAUCGCAACAACUUUUCGACACGUUGUUUAUUUACCAGAAGAGACCAUCUGACAGCCGAAGUACAGGGCCAGUUCUGUACAAAUCUACCGGUGGAGCAUCCGAUGUUGAGUAUCCGGUUUGUGUGGAGGUUGAGGGUGUUGAGAAUGACCUUGUUGGUCGGGUGGCUUGUCGGGGAAGUGUUUUGGGAGAGGAGGAUACUUUCGUUUUGUUGGAGCACUUGGGGGAGGUGUUGCCGUUGGUGAUUGAUGAAGAACUUCAGCAAACAGUCGAAUUUGCUGGGGAAAACCUGAAAAUCUGUGGACACUCGGUUGUCCAAGAUAUCCCCGAGGAGGGCGCCCAGAAUGAUGUGCCUCAGAUGAAUGGGGUGAAUGGCCACACAGAGUGGUCACCUAUCGAGUCCACAAUUCGCAACGUUCUCUCGGUCGUUUCCGGGGUGCCAGAGGACUCGAUCCACAAGACGGACAAUAUCUUCCAACUCGGAUUGGAUAGUAUCAGUGCGAUCAAGGUGGCCGCGCUCCUCAAGAAACAGACGGUCAGACUUGCGGUCAGCGACAUGCUCAGAGAGGGCACAAUCGAAAAGAUGGCGCGAGCAGCAAACAACAGCCAGGCAGAACUCACUCGAAAGCAGAUUGCCAAUGCCUUGGAUGAAUCGUUGCAUGGAAUCGACGUUAUCUCUCUGGCUCAGUCUUACGGCAUCGCUCCCGAAAACAUCCAGAGAGCUCUACCUGCAACUGCAGGGCAAUCGUAUUUCCUUGCAAUGCACGCUUUGAACCCAGAAGUGUUCUAUCCCUCAUUUUACUAUAUGGCAUCGGACUCACUGGAUCGACACGCUCUUGAAAAUGCAUGGACCCGCCUUGCAGAGCAAACACCCAUGCUUCGAACGGCUUUUAUGCAGACCAGCGACCGCAAAACUCGGCCAUUUGUUCAAGUUAUACUCAAGUCGACCGAAAAUUCUGUUUUCUGGUAUGAGGAUCUCCAUAGGCUGCAUUCUGCACCGCAGACUGAGCGAGGCUUUGGUUCGAUUCCAGCCACGCUGCAUGCUUGUCAGACAACCGAGGGCACAGCAAUCAUCCUGCACAUACACCACGCACUCUAUGACGCCGUCAGUCUUCCAUCCAUCAUAGAUCGACUAUCCGAGCUUUGCAUAGACGCCCAGUCUGAAUCGAGAUCCGUUUCUGGAGAUCUCUCAGAUCUCGUGGCACUGCAGCACCUCCAUUCGCCAGUGGAUGUUCGGCGGCAAUUCUGGCAAAGAUACCUGGGCCAAAUCUCAAUUCCCGAAGUCGAAGACAAACAAUUGGAUGGUUUCGGAACGAUCCAGCACUUCUACCGGCCUGGGCUGGUGCCAAACAUGUCUCGCGUCGAAGUAGCCGCUAAGCGCCUGGGCCUCAGUGUCCAGUCAAUUUUUUUGGCCGUUUAUGCUCGGGUGCAUGCCCAGGUCUUUGCUACAGGGAGUGUUGACAACGAGAAUACCCCACUCGUGGUUGGAUUAUACCUUGCCAAUCGGUCGCAUGCUAUGGAAGGAUUGUCUGAGCUGAUGGCACCGACUGUCAAUAUUGUGCCAUUGCGUCUUGAUGUGAACGUGGAUAACGGACCUGACUCACUCUUUCUCAUCGCUCGGAAGAUCCAGGAUGACAUCAACGAGAUCAGCCGCAUAGAACAUGCUAGUGUCUCUCUUAUGGAAAUUGCCGAAUGGACCGGAGUACGCAUUAGUACCUGUGUCAACUUCCUGCGGCUCCCAGAGCUGGCGGAGUCCGAGCCCCUCAGCAACGGGUCGAAUGGAGACCGGGUGAAAUUCAAGUCGAUACAGCGCUCCGGUCUGGCCGAUCUGGCCGAUCUGGAAAAAUCCAAUUCUGACCAGCCCAAUGGGUCUCAAACCAACGGUGACACCGCAGCGGCGCCCGGUCCGGCCCAGAUGAUGGCUCCAUCGGCGUCCACGGCGGUUAAUCAAGACAUCUUCAUGGUGAGUGACGUAUUCCGAAUGUCCACCGACGGCGGCAAGCGGGCACUAAUGCAAUUUUUACAUGUUCAACAGCCUACGAUCGAUGUGGAAGCCGCUGUUCGCGAGGGCCACUUGGACUUUGGUCUUUUCGCCCCCAAUGCCCGACUGGGGCGCCACGAUGCUGAAAGGGCCAUUGAAAGGAUGCGCCAGGAGAUGGUAUCCUUGACGGAAUCUGGACUUUCAUAG